Marchantia polymorpha subsp. ruderalis is the source of this 2166-nucleotide messenger RNA. NCBI's taxonomy places the organism in Eukaryota, Viridiplantae, Streptophyta, Marchantiopsida, Marchantiales, Marchantiaceae. The record is from the annotation of a GenBank genome assembly.
UCUCUGAGCCCCGUGGGCAGGAGCUGCAUCCCAUCUAUAAGAAGUAGAUGAGUAGGGGGUUCUAUUGCAUUGUCAUCCCAGCUUCUUUCCUUCCUUCCUUCCUUCCUUCCUUUCUUCGAUCCUGCCAUCAACCGUUUGUAUCCUGGUAUCUGAAUUAAUCUAGCACUCAGCUCCUCUGAAGUUCCUGAGCCUCUUUCAACUCGUUCGAAUCUCUACAUGUAUGUAUGUGGACGUGACUUCCGGUGUUCCAACUAUUCUUCUUUGACGUUCAGAAUUUCCUACGGUUGAUCUGAUAAGUCUGAACAUCUGAUUUUCCUCUUCCUUCCCGACGAUAACGGAGGAGGUUGAGCAGCUUUGACUAGGCCUUGGCCUGGAAACCGGGUUCCAGAAACUCUAUGAAGGUUUAUAUUACAUCCCAGUGGGACCAGGAACUAGGAGCACUUUUUCCAUUUGGAGGCCUGGAGCAGUAGAAAUUGAAACACUUCAAAUAAUCUUUCAGUAUUGAGAUACAGUGUCAUUCAAGCUAGUCUACACGUUCUGUUCUCCCUCUUUCUGUUUCAGCCUACCUACAUAGAAGCAUCUGACGUUCUUCUGGCACAAGCAAUGACAACGACUGUCAUACAGCGAAAACUGAAUGAAGAAUAUUGCAGAAAUGCAAAUUCUAUUAAGGCGAUGGUAGACUCGGGUCUCACACAUAUACCUUCAGAUUUCAUACUCCCACAGAAUAUGCAGCCACGUUUCACGAAAAGUGACAAGUCCAGGGACGUCCCAACAAUUGACCUCAGCCUGGUGAAUGAUGAGUCCGAGCGACCACGAAUAGCAACAGCAGUCACGGAGGCUGCCAAAGAAUGGGGAGUGUUCAAGGUUGUCGGCCACGGCAUAUCUGCAACGUUGAGGAAGAAGUUGAUCCAGGUGAUCCGAGAGUUCUUCGACCUACCGCUAUCAGAUAAACUGCAGUUUCUGGGUCCCUCAGGGGAUACGAGCACCCCCCGGUAUGGGAGGACCAGGAGAGGCAAGACGGGACACCAGAGCUGGCGAGACCAAUUCCAUCAUAGAACUCCUCCUCUCGAUUUCGAAGAACUACAAUCAUGGCCUGAAAAACCAGAAACUUACAGGGACACUAUCCUUGAAUGGACGAAGGAGAUACAAAAAGUCACAGACACUGUGUUCAGCUUACUGGCAGAUGCUUACGAUUUACAGCCACGACGGCUUCAAAAUUUGAUGGGAACUGCAGAAAGUGGAAUGGAGGCAACCAUGCUGGCUGCAUACUAUCCUCCUUGUCCUCAACCAGAUGUGGCAUCGGGAAUUGUUGCUCAUACCGAUCCGGUCGGUAUGGUGGUUAAUUUUGAAGAUGUGCCAGGGUUAGAAGUCCAGAAAGAUGGUACUUGGAUACUUGUCGCCCCAGAUCCUGAAAGCCUUAUUAUACUCACAGGAGACGCUAUGGAGAUAAUCACGAACGGGAGGUGCAAGAGCUGUGAGCAUCGAGUGCUCCUGAAAGAGAAGCAGGACCGAGUAUCUGCCCUGGUUCUCAUGAAGCCUAGUUUGGAGGCGAAGCUUUGUGUGGCUCCCGAGUUUAUUACAAGUGGGCCACCAAGUCGAUUCAUGGGCAUGAACAUGACGUAUCGUGAGUACCUCCAAACGUUCAGGAGGAAAUGUUCAGACGCGACAGUUGAUAGCUAGAUUGUAGCAACGUGCAUGAGAUCGUCCCUAGAAUAUGUGCCUACAUAUAUGUAUGUGUACAUACAUACAUAUAUGUCGGUGUAUAUAUAUACAUACAUAUACAGCCGUACUCUUGGUGCUGCUCAGUUGUAUGUACAAAAAUAUCUCAAUAAAAACUGCAGAGGUUUGUGUCAUGUCCGAUGAAGACUGGGAUAGAAUAUUGAGCUUCUUACCUACGACUUAGUCUGAGUUUAGUCGCAAGUUUCACGAAGUCGACGAGAUAGAACUAGACAGGUAAAAGAAGAACUUUCGCCUCAUAGUAGAUCUACUAUGAAGCACUAGAUGCAGGACUUCGUGACUCCAAAGCGAUGUGGAUGCAAGGAAUCCUCUAUCAUUUAGUUCAUUUCAAGGUCCAGUUGAUUAAAGGAAGCUCCGGGCCAGGCACAGAUUUCUAGAGUUUGUACAGUGGUUGAUACAGAAUAAAUACGUAGUAUUCCUUCGUACGAU